GUCAAAUUUGUUUUCUCUUACAAAAACGUUCGUAUAUUUUCGAUGUAUAUCGAAUGGCGCUUAGCAUUUAUUGAAAAAUCAUACAUUAUUCGUGACAAAAAUUCAUCAACGUUUUGUCAUAGUUAAAUGAGCGCAAAAAAAACAAAACCGCAACGAAUCAAAUUAGACAGCAAUAAACCACAGAAAUGACAACAACGACAACUACAACAACAAUGGCAGCGUCACUUUUAUCCAUGGAUAAAAGUGUCGUUUUUUAUCCAUGGAUAAUGUCUGUUCAUGAGCAAUUCCAUUGAUUGUACCAACAAAAACCUGUUCAAAAAAGAAAUCUAGUUUAGUGGGUUGGCCCUUUUUGGCAGCUUCGUGAAAAAUUAUGCAAUUUUGCGUUUAAUUUUUCCAUGGUAAAACCAGCCGAAAAGAGGAAUUAUUUGGCAAAAACCAACAUUUAAAUAUUGUGUCAACGGGAAUUUGAUGAAAUAUUGACGAAAUUUCGAAGAACUAACGAAACAAUUCCGCACCGAAAUAUUAAAAUAAUUCAAGUCAAAGAGAGUUCCAUUGUGUGUAUUUCGUAUAUCAUUUUUUUUUCUCUCUCUCGUCUCGUUCAUUCAUUGCAUUUGGAGGCUGUACGUGUGUGCGUGUGUGUAAGAGUGUGUGUAUUGUGAAAGAGUGUCCAUUAAGUGUUUUCCUUCAGUUUCGUUAAGUUGUACGUACGUUCGUUUGUUCGUUUGGUGCGUGCGUUGUGUCGGUGUGUAUUCGCGUUGCGCGUUUAAUAUACAUAUUUAUCUAAAUACUGUUGUGUAUGCUUGCUGGUAAAAUUCAAGCAGAAACUCAGAAAAAACUGAACCAAUUCUACGACCGACACAGACAAAGAAGGAGCGCAAGAGGUGCACACAUAAUUAACAAAGCAACCAAUCACACACAUACAUAUACAUCCACAUCCACAUCCAUCGGGGUGUACACAUACACAACAGCAUUCAUUCGAUCGGUCGGCCGUUCGCUGUCGUACGUCGCAUCGUCGCAUAUUUUUAUUGUAUUUUUGUGCAGUGUUGAAUUCAUCGUAUCCAUAGCAUUAUGGUUGCUGAAGUGUGCUGUUCCAUCAAAACCAAAAACAAAUAUUAAAAUGGCUGCCGGGGCUGUAAUCAUUUGCUCUGUAGUCGUCUCCUUUGUUUAGGGAUAAAUAAUUCACACAUACAACACACGAAUACAUUGUCACAUCGAUAUAUAUAUAUAUAUACAUUCUAUCUCAAAUUCACUUCGUCUCGUUUCCAUCAAAUCGAAGUGAACGCAGAGCAGCAAGAAAAAGAACGAAAUAAAACUACCGAAAAAAAAACGAGAGAGAAUACAAGAGGAAGAGAAGAAACGGCGACGACGAGGAUAGAAAGAAGCAGAGAAAAUAAAACACACAACUAAGAAACCCACACAAUAGUACGGCUCCGCGCAUACAUUGAUAAAAAGUGGCACACAGCAUUUUUUUAUUAUUAUUAUUUAUUUUUUUGUUGUUGUUGUUGUUGUUGUAUAUUUUUUUCGGAUUUGCUUCGAAUUUUUCUCUUCACAUGUGUGAAUUUAUAUACAUUCAAUUUGUGUGUUCUCUCUGCGCUGGUGUACACCACAUCGGUUGCAAAUAAAAAAAAAAUACAAUUAUUUUGAUACGAAUGUAAAGAAGUAAUCGGGCAAAGAGUGAACGACAGAAGAAAAAAAAACAUCAUACCGAAUAGAAGAAGAAGAAAAAAAAAUUAACGCACACAAACACAUACACACUCACCAGCAUAUACAUAUAUCAGAGUGUGUAUCCAAUAUACAACAUCAAAACCAAGAAAUUGAACGAGAAAAAGAAGAAGCAGUCACAAGGAGCAGCAGUGGCACGGGCAGUUGUAGCAGCAGGAGAACAAAUUUAUACAUAUUAUUUUAUUUUCUAAUUAAAUUGGAUUAGUUUAUUUGGUGUGUAUAAAAAAAUUGUCAGUUCGCUGGAUAUAAAUAUGCCGAGUGCAUCGUUUACAUCAUCGAAAUCUUAUGUGAGACGAUCACGACGAAAAGGUGCCAAUCGCAUUGCAUUGCCGUCAAGAACGUCUUCAGCUGAUCCAUGUGAACCAUGUCAAAAUAUUCCAGGCCCAAGUGUUGGCUCUGCUCCAAGUGGAAGUUCUUCAGCUGCUGCACCAAAUCCAAAUAAUCCAGUAAUUCCGAACAUAAGUACAUCGCCAACUGCCACUUCGACAAAUCAUCAAUCGCCAUAUGAUCUGCGAAAAAAAUCGCCGACAUCAAAUCUUGAUAUUUGGAGUAGCGGGCCAUCUACAUCUGCCAGUAGCAAUAGCACGUAUCAAUAUCAACCAUCAGCAUCAACAUCCACCUCAACAUCAACAUCAACAUCAACAUCAGCAUCAUCAGCAUCAGCAUCAGCAUCAGCCUCCUCCACAUCACAGCCACAACAAUCACAAUCGUCGUCAACGUCAAACGUUUGUUCCGUUGCAUUGGGUCAUGCGUCAAGUAGUAGCAGUAGCAGUAGUAGUAGCAGUAGUGAUCCAGCGUGCAGCGUCUCAUUUUGCAGCAUUCCAUCAUCAUCGAGUAGUUGCUACCUAUUGCCAGCGAGAAAGCGACCGCGUCGCAUUUACUCGGCUGGCAUCGAUACAACGGUCACAUCAGCUGCCCACUACUUGCAAUACGAAAUGCCCGACGAAGUUCUAUUGACGAUCUUUUCCUACUUGCUCGAGCAGGAUUUGUGUCGUUUGUCAUUAGUUUGUAAACGUUUCAAUACAAUUGCCAAUGAUACGGAGCUAUGGAAGCGACUGUAUCAAAAUGUCUACGAAUACGAUAUGCCAUUAUUCAAUCCCGAACCGUGCAAAUUCCAUUUUGUCAAGGCCGAAGAUUCCGAAUACGCGAACCCAUGGAAAGAAAGUUUCCGGCAGCUAUAUCGCGGUGUACACGUUCGGCCGGGCUAUCAAAAUAAACGGUACAAGGGUAGGAAUAUUUGCUAUUUUGAAAACGUUCAAUCGGCACUGGAUUAUGCGGAUGAACGAACGUCAGCGAACAACAACUGCUCAAACAACAAUUUAUCAUCGGCAAACGUCUCAAAUAGUCUAGUUUGUGGUAAUGAAGAAGUGGCUGAGAAUCCGGGCAACUUGAUAUUCCUGCACGGUGGCCAUUAUCGUGGUGAAUUUUUAGUGAUUGAUUCGGAUGUUGCGCUGAUUGGUGCUGCUCCAGGCAAUGUGGCCGAAUCCAUAGUAUUAGAACGUGAGUCCGAAUCGACGGUAAUGUUUGUUGAAGGUGCAAAACAUGCAUACGUCGGUCAUAUGACACUGAAAUUCUCACCGGAUGUCACAUCAACCGUUCCACAUCACAAGCAUUACUGUCUCGAGGUUGGAGAAAAUUGCAGUCCCACCAUCGAUCACUGCAUCAUUCGGAGUACAUCAGUCGUUGGUGCAGCUGUUUGCGUGAGCGGAGUCGGAGCAAAUCCAGUUAUACGGCACUGCGACAUCAGCGAUUGUGAAAAUGUUGGCUUGUAUGUCACCGAUUAUGCUCAAGGAACGUAUGAGCACAACGAAAUCAGUCGAAAUGCGCUGGCUGGCAUUUGGGUAAAGAAUUUCGCCAGUCCGAUAAUGCGCGAAAAUCACAUUCAUCACGGUCGCGACGUGGGCAUUUUCACAUUUGACAAUGGCAUGGGAUAUUUCGAGAAAAAUGAUAUUCACAAUAAUCGAAUCGCUGGCUUCGAAGUGAAAGCUGGAGCAAACCCCACCGUUGUUAAAUGUGACAUCCAUCAUGGCCAAACAGGUGGCAUUUAUGUGCACGAAAAUGGUUUAGGUCAAUUCAUAGAAAAUCGAAUCCAUUCCAAUAAUUUUGCAGGCGUGUGGAUAACAUCGAACAGCAAUCCAACAAUACGAAAAAAUGAGAUUUACAACGGUCAUCAGGGAGGUGUAUACAUUUUUGGCGAAGGUCGCGGUCUAAUCGAGCACAAUAACAUUUAUGGCAAUGCAUUGGCUGGCAUCCAAAUUCGAACGACCAGUGAUCCAAUCGUUCGACACAAUAAGAUCCAUCACGGUCAGCAUGGUGGCAUUUAUGUGCAUGAAAAAGGCCAAGGAUUGAUCGAAGAGAAUGAAGUGUACGCAAAUACAUUGGCCGGUGUGUGGAUAACAACGGGCAGUACACCGGUAUUGCGACGCAAUCGAAUCCAUUCUGGCAAACAAGUCGGCGUUUAUUUCUAUGACAAUGGCCAUGGAAAAUUAGAGGAUAACGACAUAUUCAAUCAUCUGUAUUCAGGUGUACAAAUUCGAACUGGUAGCAAUCCAGUGAUUAGAGGCAAUAAAAUAUGGGGCGGCCAAAAUGGUGGCGUUUUAGUUUACAAUGGUGGUCUCGGUUUGCUGGAGCAAAACGAAAUCUUCGAUAAUGCAAUGGCCGGUGUUUGGAUCAAAACCGAUUCGAAUCCAACGCUGAAACGCAAUAAAAUUUAUGAUGGCCGUGAUGGUGGCAUAUGUAUAUUCAACGGUGGCAAGGGGAUUCUCGAAGAGAAUGACAUUUUUAGAAAUACACAGGCCGGCGUACUGAUAUCAACGCAAAGCCAUCCGAUACUGCGACGAAAUCGAAUAUUCGAUGGUCUAGCGGCUGGCGUUGAGAUUACCAAUAAUGCCACCGCAACGCUGGAAUUCAAUCAGAUUUUCAAUAAUAAAUUCGGUGGCCUGUGUCUGGCCAGCGGUGUGCAGCCCAUUGUGCGUGGCAAUAAAAUAUUCAAUAACCAGGAUGAAGUGGAGAAGGCGGUGUCGGGUGGACAAUGUUUAUACAAAAUCUCUAGCUACACAUCGUUUCCCAUGCACGAUUUUUACCGGUGUCAAACCUGUAACACCACCGAUCGUAAUGCCAUUUGCGUAAACUGUAUCAAAACAUGCCAUGCUGGUCAUGAUGUCGAAUUCAUACGCCAUGAUAGAUUUUUCUGCGAUUGUGGCGCUGGAACACUCACCAAUCAGUGUCAAUUGCAGGGCGAACCAACACAGGAUACCGACACACUGUACGAUUCGGCUGCUCCAAUGGAGUCACACACAUUGAUGGUGAACUAGGAUCUUAUUUUGAUCAUAAUGCUGUGUUAAACAACUACAAAACAACAAACACACUAAACAAACGUAAACAAAACACAAACAUGUUAGAGUGAAAUGGAAAUAGUAUUAUUAUUGUUAAAACGACGGCAAUGUGUAAAUGAAAUCGGAUAAAAUGGAUUACUAAAUCAACAACAACAAAAAAAACAAUUUCACCACUCACACAACAACAAACUUCAAAAGAAAAAAAGAAUCGCGAUUUAAAAUCAUAUGACACAAUUACUACAAGCAUUUAGUGGUUAUUUUAAGCGAUAAUUGAAAAACACACACACAAACAGAAACAAAAAAAAACAAAUAAAAUAUUAAAAAAUUGUAUCGUUAAACGAAGCAAAAAAUUGUAUGAAAAAAAAACAUUUAACAUGAAUUAGGCAAAAACUUUCUGAAAAAUGUUGUUUGUUGGUUCAAAUCACGUUCAAAACAGUAAGGCAGUGUGGAACAAUUUUCUCUUCUCGUCUGUAUAUCUAUCUAAAUAUUACAACCAAAACAAUUAAACACGUAUUUAUAGGAGAAAAAAAAACAUGAAAUUAUGGCACAUUAACACAGUUACAAAGGGCAUAGAGUCAAAUGUUCACUUACUCAAAAGUAAAGAAAAACAACUAAAUGACAACAGCAACAACAAAAAAUUAUACACAUAUUAAAAGAAAGCGGAAAUGAAGCAAACACAAACAAAUAAACAAUUCCAUUUAAACUAAA
This is a messenger RNA of Sitodiplosis mosellana (orange wheat blossom midge), 5765 nucleotides long. It is a transcript of the gene FBXO11, whose product is annotated as F-box only protein 11. Gene Ontology annotation, molecular function: zinc ion binding; protein binding. Lineage: Eukaryota; Metazoa; Arthropoda; Insecta; Diptera; Cecidomyiidae. The coding region runs from base 1974 to 5036 and encodes 1020 amino acids. The record is from RefSeq and is a predicted model, not a curated record. The transcript is spliced from 8 exons. Gene Ontology annotation, biological process: regulation of apoptotic process; ubiquitin-dependent protein catabolic process; protein ubiquitination.